Phascolarctos cinereus (koala) is the source of this 4739-nucleotide messenger RNA. Its product is annotated as alpha-N-acetylglucosaminidase-like. The record is from RefSeq and is a predicted model, not a curated record. Lineage: Eukaryota; Metazoa; Chordata; Mammalia; Diprotodontia; Phascolarctidae.
UAGUGCCUAGCACAGCAGAGGGUACUGCAAUAAAAUAUAACAUGCAUUUGUUAAAGGUCUCUGUAUGUGCAAGUCACAGUGCUACACACUGAUGAUAAAAAUAAGAUGUAAUUUCUAGUCUGCCUUCAAAGAAUUUAUGGGGGAUAGGACAAGUACAGGGAUUAUUUAAUUUUUAUCUUUGCAUCCUCAGCAGCUAGUACGGUGACUGGAACGUAGCUAGUGCAUAAUAAACGUUUGAUGAUUGCUUGCAGAAAUAACUAAGACAAGAAUAGUGGUGGUGGUAAUGACAGCAGCUAGCAUUCGUAGCUUGAAAGUUUGCAAAACCCUUUACAUGUUAUAUCAAUAACACACCUGUAAGAGAGGCGCUGCUGUUAGCUUCGUUUUACAGAUGAGGAAAAUGAGGUGAAUGAAAUUAAGCGGUUUGCUCAGGUUCGAACUCUGGUUUUCCAGACCCCCCAAGUUCAGUCUUCCGCCCCUAGCUCCACAAGAGGAGGAAGGACAUUAAAUGCAAAGGAGAAGUAGCACGUAGUGACUAGUGCUUCAAUGAGGGUAAAUCACUCGCUCCUCCAGAAGUUUGACCAGACCCCAGAAGUGCCUAAACCAAGCUGGAAGAAAGCUGCCCUCGGGCCUUUUAAACACUAAAUAUCACGUGCACGAGAUGAUGGCGGCUGAUUGGGCAAUAGUGGCCCCGCCCCCUCCAGAGUCUUAGGCAAUUGGUCGAGAAACUUCAAAGUUGGGUUCCAGGGCGCGGGAGCCUUCAGCGAUGGCGGCGGCUGUGGCGGCCGUCCUGGCCUGCCUGCUCGUGAGCGGGGCGGGGGCCGACAUGGCGGGCGACGAGGUCCGCGAGGCAGCGGCCGUGCGGGGUUUGCUGUCGCGCCUGCUGGGGCCCCGGGCGGCCGCGGGGUUCUCGGUGUCGGUCGAGCGCUCCCUGGCGCCGACCCCGGGCGCAGACACCUUCCGCCUCAGCGGCGGCGGCGGCGGCCGAAGCCCCGUGCAGGUGGCCGGCUCCAGCGGCGUGUCGGCCGCGGCCGGGCUGCACCGCUACUUGCGCGACUUCUGCGGCUGCCACGUGGCCUGGUCGGGCGCGCAGCUCCGCCUGCCCGAGCCGCUGCCCGCGGUGCCCGAGCCGCUCACCGAGACCACGCCCAACAGGUACCGCUAUUACCAGAACGUCUGCACGCAGAGCUACUCCUUCGUCUGGUGGGGCUGGGAGCGCUGGGAGCGAGAGAUCGACUGGAUGGCUCUGAACGGGAUCAACCUGGCGCUGGCCGCCGUCGGGCAGGAGGCCGUCUGGCGGAGGGUGUACUUGACUUUGGGCCUGAAUGAGACAGAGAUAGAUGAGUACUUCACUGGCCCAGCCUUCCUGGCAUGGGGGCGAAUGGGCAACCUGCACACCUGGGGUGGCCCCCUACCUUCCUCCUGGCACCUUAAGCAAUCUUACCUGCAGUACCGGAUUCUGGAGAGAAUGAGAUCUUUUGGGAUGAAGCCAGUGCUUCCUGCAUUUGCUGGACAUGUCCCUAAGGCAUUUACUAGGGUGUUCCCUCAGGCCAGUGUCACCAGUCUGGGCAUGUGGGGCCACUUCAACUGCACCUACUCCUGCUCCUACCUCUUGGCCCCAGAAGACCCCUUGUUUGCAGUGGUUGGGAGCCUCUUCCUGAGGGAGCUGACUCAGGAGUUUGGCACUGACCACAUCUAUAGUGCUGAUACCUUCAAUGAAAUGGAGCCCCCUUCCUCUGAGCCAGCCUACCUGGCUGCUGCCACAGCUGCAGUCUAUGAGGCCAUGAUUGCAGUGGAUGUUGAUGCUGUGUGGCUUCUGCAGGGCUGGCUUUUUCAACACCAGCCAAACUUCUGGAAACCCCCCCAGGUGAAGGCUGUGCUGAUGGCUGUGCCCCCUGGCCGCCUUCUCAUCCUGGACCUCUAUGCUGAGUCCCAGCCUGUCUACUCCCGCACUGACUCCUUCUAUGGUCAGCCAUUCAUCUGGUGCAUGCUGCACAAUUUUGGGGGAAACCAUGGGCUUUUUGGGGCAUUGGAUGCCGUGAACAGGGGCCCUUCGAAUGCCCGUCUCUUUCCCAAUUCCACCUUUGUGGGUACAGGCAUGGUCCCAGAAGGUAUCAACCAGAAUGAAGUAGUUUAUGCCUUGAUGGCUGAGCUGGGCUGGCGGAAGGACCCCUUGCCUGACCUAGGGGCUUGGGUAGCAGGCUUUGCAGCUCAGCGGUAUGGGACUCCCCACUCCCAUGCAGAAGCUGCCUGGAGGCUGCUGCUACAAAGUGUCUACAAUUGUUCUGGUGAUUUGUGCACUGGCCACAACCACAGCCCCCUGGUGAGACGACCAUCCCUUCGCCUGGACUUCUCUGUCUGGUAUAACCGGAGUGAUGUGUUUGAGGCCUGGAGGUUGCUGCUGGAAGCAGCCCCAGAGCUGGCAGCCAGCCCUGCCUACCGUUAUGACCUUCUGGAUGUCACAAGGCAGGUGGCCCAGGAGUUGGUGAGCCUGUACUAUGGGGAGCUCAGGACAGCCUUUGAGGCAGGAGCAAUGCCGGCCGUGCUCAUUGCUGGUGGCCUGCUGGUCUUUGACCUACUGCCCUCCCUGGAUGAGCUGCUGGCCAGUGAUGAGAGGUUCCUUCUAGGGGGCUGGCUGGAGCAGGCCCGGGAGAUGGCAGUCAGUGAGGCUGAGGCCUGGCAUUAUGAGCGGAAUGCCCUCUACCAGGUGACUCUGUGGGGCCCACAGGGAACAUCUGACUAUGCCAACAAGCAGCUGGCAGGAUUGGUGGCUGGCUACUAUGCUCCCCGAUGGAAGCUCUUUGUGGAGAUGCUGGUGAAGAGCCUGGCCGAGGGCACCCCUUUCCACCAGAGCCAGUUUGAGAAUGAAGCCUUGCUGUUGGGCCAGAACUUUGUACUGGGGAGGGAGAAGUUCCCCACCCAACCUCAGGGUGACACUGUGGACUUAGCCAAGAAAUUUUUCCUUAAGUAUUACCCAAGGUAUCAAGCAGGAGCUGUGUGACUCAGCCCCUCACCUGAACCACCUGGGACCUCCAGUAGUUCUUUGUACUUUUAAGCUCCCUCCUAGGAUUCCAAGUCUUAUCAGUGGCCUAACUUGGGACCCCUAGGAGGGCAUAGGUAUAGAACUAUGCCCAGUUUUUGGAGAUAGUCUCUCUCCCUUGCUUACAACUGGGCUGUGUCUGGUCCCUAGAGUCCGGAACUGGCCUAGGCUCACUGAAGACACCCUUUUAGCUGUGGUGAAGGUCUGGGAUGGAAAGUGGGUCCCGUGAAUUGAGAGUCAUGGGGGUGGGGGAGCUAUCCAUGAUAUUCUCUCUUCUACUCCAGAAAUGGACAUCAAACAGUUUGUUUUGGGGUUUUUUUUUGGUACUAGUUAAUAAAUGAGCAUGUCUGUUGAGGUGUGUCCUUGGAGGAGCCAGAGAGAGCAGCACUGAGUGUAGAUAGGACAGCAGUAUGUGUAUGACUGACAAAGUCUGCUUCCCCCUUCUCUCCAUUCACUGCCAAAGCCGCUAGACUGGGCUUCUGCCUCUGCCCCUUGCCUCAGCUUCUCUCCCCCAAUUUUCAGAGAAGGUGAGACUUUUCCUUGUGAUGCCUGCCAGGAGAUUAAGCUUGAAAAGAGAUGGGAGAAAGCAAAGAAAAGGUCAAUGAAGGCUCACCGGCCUUGAGAUAAUGAAGUAGUCACAACAAAGGAGGUGCCCUUGGGGCCCAAGGGCUGGGCCAGCAUCUUCAUCCUCUCCCUGGCUUUAGCUCUUUUGCUUCUCAGUUCCUUUCAGCCACCUCUUGCCUGUCUCAAAAUUUUAUCUUCCUGUCUUCCUCAUCUCUCUCCAUCUGCCCUGUCUCUGUGGAGUAGAAGGUAGUUCUCAUCACAUGCUGUUCCUCCAGAAUUGGUCUGCAUUUGGCAGUGUGCUUGCUGACUGAUCCUUCAGGCAGCUUCAAAGGUAGGAGAAGAGCAGAGGCCAAAGAUCAGCUGUGGAGGUGGGGGACAGGAGUCCCUGGUUGGAUCUGAGGAGGGAAGGAAAGAUUUGUCUCCUAAUUCCAAGUCAUCUACUCCACCGGAGGUCAUGUAGGAGACAAACCUGAGCACUGAUGAGGCGUGAGCAUCAGGGCUUCUGGCCUUUGGCUCAGCUUCCUCUUCUCUAUUGUUCUCUUCCCACCUCAAAAAGUUUGCACUUUAAUGCAGUUUGCUAGCUAGCAGGUUUGUGGUGGAGGGUAUGUGUGAGAAUCUAGUUGUUCUGCUGCCACCCUGCAGGGUCCAGUGAAUACCCAGGAGCAUCCCCUUCCAGUGAGGGAUAGCCCUGGGAGUCCUGUCCCACCUCUCUUUUAAGAUUAUAUGCUGCCCUCUCCUUUCUCCUUUGCUACCGAAUGAAAUGGUAGGAACAACUUUGCAUCUGCAGUCAGAGGCCUUGGGGUCAAAUUUGGAUUUUGCUACUUCCUAGCUAGGUGACAAUCUGGAUCCUCAGUUUUCUCAUGCAGAACAAGAAAGCUGGAUCUUUAAGUUCCCUUCCAGCCCAGAUGGUUCUAUGAGUUUUUAUGAUUUGUGGACUUUGCUUUGACUUCACCUAAUUCUGGAAUGGAAGAGGAAGAGCAAACUUCUAAGUUGAUUACGUAUAUGUGUAUAUAUUUUUUUGUCUCUACUACUAAAAAAAUGCUUAAAACAGAAGAGACUCAUAAGCUCAUAUUAAAUACUUAAAACUUGAAACAACCUAUGAUCUGCUAUACCUUUCAAAUAAAUGUACUUUAUGGGA